AUGGCGUUACUAGUACUUUCAAAAUCCCAAUCGGCCACCAUUGUUGAAGGCGAUUCCAUUCAAUACUUUCUUGAAUUUUCCGUUUUUUCUAAUAGUUAACUAGGAAAUUUAUCUUUUUUAUUUAUAAGAUAGAGUGACCAAUAUUUCAGAAGCUAUAACCAAGGCUUAUUUAACCUUAACAGUGCAUAUUUCCAAAACCUAAAUACGUUCAAAAUGUCACGCGAAGUGAGCAUCAGAUUCGAGAACACCAUACCAUGCCCGAAAUAAAUGUGGUUUUCUUCUAAAUAAGUGUUUGAUGACUGUAAAAUAGUACAGUUUUCGGUUCGUAAUAUUUGUGGCAUGUGGUGGAAAGUUAUAAUAUCCUUGUGCACUCAUGAAAACGUUUCAGAAGAUUCUGUACACGUCGUAAGGAAGCGCAGUUACGCGGGCGAAGGCUUCAAAGUUACCGGUAUCAUUAUGGUGGACUGAGAAAGUGUUUAUUGACGGAUUACUAUUGAAUACAUGUUGUAAACAGUGCUGCGACGGCUCCGCGCACGAUGUCAGGCGGUUCGCAGCACAAUCCUAACGGCCGGCAAUCUCAACUGGGCCCCGGCUGGAGCCCCUUGCAGUUACAGGUGGCCAACUUCCUGGCGCGCGCGCCCCAGGCUCACAUGGCGUCUGACAGAGGCGUGACGUGGCAUACGCCGACACCCCCGCCGCAUAUGUACCAUGUGCCAGCACCGUCGCCACCAGACCCGUUGCAGGGUCUAUUGCAAUUGCAGGCGAUGAAGAACGCCGCGGGAAACUCCGUGUUCAGACACACGGCGACGCCGCCCGAGCUGUACAGGCACACGCCCACCCCGCCAGACAAACAUCUGUUGAGGCAUACGCCGUCACCUGGUGAUGUCAAAGCGGGCGCGGCACUUCCCCCUGGUGAUCUUUAUCCACAUCUAGGACCAGGCAGAGAGAAACUACGACCAGAGGAGUUGCUGUCGUACGCGCGCGUGGGUGUAGACCUGUCCCUUGCGGGGCGGGCGAGUGCAGGCGCGAACGGGUCGGCGUCGUCCCCCUCCCCCGCACCCGCGCCCGCCCCCGCAUCCACCACCGUCCCGCCCGGGGCACCCGCCGCGCCGCCCGCGCAUCCACCGUCACCGGCGCUGUCCGUGCGCGACGCGCCCACCAUCAACAGCCUGAUCGCGCGAGCGCAGCCGCAUGCGCGACACGCGCACGCACGCGUGGACGCGCUGCUGGAGCGGCUGGUGCCGUCGCCCGUGUCGCCGCACUCGGUCAUUGUGCAUUCGCGCGCCGCGCCCACACCCUCCCCGCCCUCCUCCAAUGAGGACUCGACAGAUUCCUGCGGAGCGCCCCCUGGUUCCAAAAGAAAAAGAAAACCCGAGAGGACUUUGCGUGUGCCAACAGCUCCCCUUAUAACCCCCGCAGUGACGGUGCCGACAGCUCCCGCGUCCGUUCCUGCUUCCGCACCCUCCCCCUCUAUCAUCGCGCCCGCCCCCGCCCCUGCCGCCUCGCCGCCGCCCGUCGCCCGCCUUGUGCCCCCAGAGCCCCCCACUAAACCGCUAGAGAACGGGGAUGCCCCUCAUGCUCAGCACAACGGCCCGGAGCGGUCCCCAACCCCACCACCGGCCUCUCAGCCGCAACCGCACCCUCCACAAGAGGAACACUCAGAGAAUCAGCAACCGGAUCGCCCGCCUUCUCGAAGAAAAACGCGUUCCGGCUCUGCGGAAACUAUAGACGAUAUAGCAGCUAUGAUAGCGAGUACCACGCGAUCAGAAGCGCCUGCACCGCCGGCCCUACCUCCAGAAGCGCCUGUUACCCCAGUAAUGGAAAUGGAUGUCCCAGGGACAAUCGACAAGUUGAAAAGUGUCCUCGCUAGCCCCGAGCCCGCAAAACCGGAAACAGAGCCAGAGGUCCGGAAGUCUCCAGCCAAAAGCGAAGAGAAACCCUCAGAAACCCCUCUCGUGGAGGCAGCCGCCGCGCCGAGGAGACGGAGCGCUCGUACGUCUAACUCUGAGUCCACGAACGUACCUGUCGAAUCUCCCUCGGAGGCCAAGCCGGCCGAGCCGGAGACGAGCGGCGCGAGGAGUGCCGAGCCUACCGCCGCGAGCUUCGUGGAAGUUGAAAACCAACUGGAAAAAAUGUUUGCCGGCCUCGAAGAAGGACCUGCGAGUAACGAAAACAAUGGAACAGAAAGCGCUCCCGAUAGCAGCCGGAAACCUCAAACGACUAAAGCGAGAAAACGAAGAAAAUCUGCGCCCACGAAAGGUGACAGAAAAGCGUCAAGACGAUCGAGUCGAGCGUCCACCGGAGAAAACGGGCCAAGAAGAAAGCUGCCCAGAAAGAAAGUCGACUCAGGAAAGGGAAAGAAAAACAAAGAGGCACCUGUAAAAGAUGCUUAUGACUCUGGCAGCAAUGCGAGCUCGAGCCGAUCGAGAGGUCCAUAUAUACAGAUACGCGGUCCGCGCGACUCGCCGCUGUCGGUGAGCGUGAUCAACGCGUGGACGGGCGAGGAGGAGGGCGAGGCGGGCGCGGGCGGCGGGCGGCGCAAGGCGGACGAGUUCCGCAACGGGCUGCGCGGGCGCGGGCUGCACGCCAGCACGCUGGGGCUGCGCUACGACGCCGCCACCGCCGACCGCACCUGGCUGUGCGCCUUCUGCGAGCGCGGCCCGCACGCCGCCGCGCCGCACCUCUCGCCGCACCACCCGCUCGGCGACCUCUUCGGGCCCUACCCGCUCGACACCGACUGCGACGAGUACAGGGAGCUGGAGGAGGCGACGCGGCGCAAGUACGCGGGCUGCACGGAGGUGUGGUUCCACGAGGCGUGCGGCGUGUGGGCGCCGGGGCUGGUGGCGGCGGGCGCGCGGCUGUGGGGGCUGGCGGCCGCCGUGUGGGCGGCGCGCGGCGCUCGCUGCGCGCUCUGCGGCCGCGCCGGCGCCGCGCUCGCCUGCGCCGCCCGGGCCUGCCGCGCGCGUGCGCACGUACCCUGCGCCGCCACACCCGCCGCCAGCUGGCGCCUCGACCACGCGCGCUUCCGGGCGCUGUGCCCGCGCCACGCCGCCGCCUCCGUCUAGUGCGCGCGCGCGCCACACUUACACUACGGAGAAACUCGUCGAGUGUUGGCCAUCUGACACUUUGGCAACAUCGCAGGCAACGGAAACAGUAGUGGCCCGCCUAGUUUUUAUAUGCAUCGAGGUAGUCGCGGCACUCGUCCCGCGGGACGGGCCGCCGCCCGCCGCCCUCCCGUUCUACAGUUCGGUACCUUUCGCCCCGCGCGACUAUUUACUCGUAAUAUUACGCCUCAUCUAGAUGUUUUAUGCGUCUGUGUAACAUAGAAACGAUGUAGAUACGUGAUUCUCUGUUAACUUUGUAGAUGUAAUUUAUUCAGCUGCCCGACAUCCGAACGUUUACAUAUAUGUACAGAAUAUUUUACAUAUAAAUUAGGCCCUAGCGGUGAAUAGUUGUACACAAUUUAUGGUAAAAUGGAUUUUAGAAAUUAUGUAAAUAUAGUUUAUAUUGUAUGUACAUAGCAGUUUUACGCGUCGGAACACCAUUGUAUAAAAAACAUUUUAAACCGUAAUUGUGAAUUUAAACAUUUGGUAGCAUUAAUUUUGUGAUCAUUUUAUUGCUUUCUCAACUUGAAAAUUACGACUAUCGACUUCACAUGUUAUAUUGGCACAACUAAUAUGUACUUAUUAAAGCAAAGGAAAAAUGGCAUGUCUCAAAUGAUUCCAUGCCUCAAGGUAUACAAUGAGUAAAUAAUAUAGUGUGUGAACAUUACUUUUCUCUAUACCAUAUCUUUAGUCUAUGGUUAACUUUGCCCUCUCUAUCAUACAGUUAUACAUUUAUAAUAAAUAAAAAAAAAAUUAAGCAUUAUACUUAAAUACUUUUAUUUGUACAUUUUGCAAAUGAUAUUAAUUAUGUGUGUCCUUGUAUAUAUAGGACUGUUACUUUACUCAUUGUAAACUGACCAAAAUAUUGUAAAUCUCAUAAUAUUGUUUACAUAUUAUGUAACAAUGCAGUGAUAUUAAAAGUAAUAAUUUUUACUUUUGUGUAAUAAUUAUUAUAAUGUUUUAUGUGAAACAACUUUUUAGUUGCCAUUUUAGAAUGAAAACUAGUCUAACGGAUAGUGUCUUGUGAUUUAAAAGAAAUAUGAAUUGUUUGGGGUCUAUUGAAAUUUACAAUAACAUUUUUAGCUUCUUAAAUAAUUGUGUAUAUGGAUCAUACUGCAUUGUUAUAGGGGAAUGAAUGGAAUACACACUGUGUAGUGAUUGAUCUAUUAUACUUUAUGGUUAUAUUACCGUAAACUUUACGCUUAACAUGUGCGAGGUGCCUCGGAGUUUUUGUGCGCUUAUUUAGAAGUUAAUGUUCCCAUAUUGAUAAAAGUAACGAUUCUAUAUUGAUAGACAUUUUGUAUUAUAUAAAAAUCAAACAUUCAUUAAUCGUGUGGUAAUCAGGUGAAUCAGAGGUUUCAUUAUUGAAACCUAACCAGUGUAAGAACAUUAAUGGCUGCUUAUUUAAUAUUGCAUUAGAUUGGAGCAGUUUUGUACAACGUAUUUUCAGUCACUGUAAUGUAAUAAGUGCGAGCGAGGUUGUCGUGUGAUUAUGGAACUGUGUGAACCGCAUAAAAAUGUCGAGGCCUCCCGCGUAUCGGAAUAUAUGGAGCUAUGAUCGUUUGUUAGCCAAUGAGCGAGUGUUACACGCUAAUUAUCGUGUACUGUAAUUCCAGUGAAUAGAAAAUAGAAUUUAUUUAGAGAAUAUUAAGGUACAAAUUUAUAGUAGGGAGAAUCGGGCCAGUUUUAGUGUUUUUAAAAUUUAUUCAAACAUCAGACGUCGCAUGAACACGUAAUUAUGAACAAUGAUGAACACACAGCAACCCAAAGCCUUCAUAUUGUAAAUGGUGUAAGAAUUUUUUUAUCACUUACGUCAAAUGAUUACUUUAUUAAGUAUGUAAUUGUUAUAAAUUAUAUUUAUCAUGACAUUAUAAGCAAAUUGAAAUACAACAUGUUUAAAAUGAGA
Messenger RNA from Galleria mellonella (greater wax moth), 5010 nucleotides. Its product is annotated as ras-associated and pleckstrin homology domains-containing protein 1-like. Gene Ontology annotation, cellular component: nucleus. The record is from RefSeq and is a predicted model, not a curated record. Lineage: Eukaryota; Metazoa; Arthropoda; Insecta; Lepidoptera; Pyralidae. Bases 537 to 3065 code for a protein of 842 amino acids. The transcript has 8 exons. Gene Ontology annotation, biological process: regulation of transcription by RNA polymerase II.